GUCUGAUAUAUUUCCUGUUAGUCACAUUAACAUUCUCUACGGAGGAUCUAAAUUUGGAACUGCCGAUCAAAAGUGACUAAGACGGGACACGAAAUAUGGAAUUGAGACCUGUGAAAACAACUUCAGUCUUUUACAAUUCGACAAGAUGGGCAUACAAUGAACCAAGACUUGUUUUGCAGUGACACAAGACGAAACUUAAUCUACGGAGAGCUACAGACAUUAAUGGUGAGACGCACGCUAUCAUCUUCUCAUGAACUUAAUCUACGGAGAGCUACAGACAUUAGUCGCAUCUCGAACAGUGAGGACUGUAGGAGGAUUUAUAACAGAACCCCUGGCUCUUUUUUUUUCCGCCGGGCAGAUAACAAGUGACAUCAAACUCUGAUUUUGUCUGUUAGUGUUUUGUACGGCGGGGGUGUCGUGACUGAUGAAGAGGGAAGCAUGGCCUUGCAUGUUGGAAUCGAUCAUGGAGCGACUGAUUCUGUGGCAACACUUCAUCAUUACCAGGUAAAUGAAGACAUGAUAAACGAUUCUGUAUUUAAUUCUGCUAUGACGAAAUCAGCCACGGAAGGAAGCGUUGCCGAAGGAGACACCAAGGCGAUACCCUGUGUCUAUUUCCAAUGUCCGUUUGGAUGCAGUGCCAUCUACCCAACGGCAUCCAUUAAUGAUCAUAUGAUGAUACAUUUUAGGAAAAUGUUGAUGUACAGACCACUGGAGGCUUCAGUGCUGAUGAUUCAUUCAUUGAAUAGAAACAAAGAGAGACUUCAUACAUGUCUACAGAUUCUGUGCAAGUACCUUGACAACGUGAGUAGCAAUCCAAAUGAUGAGAGGUAUCGUAAGAUAUCAGAGCACAAUAAAGCUUUCCAAGACAAAGUGGCUAUUAUCGAGGGAGCCAAGGACUUCCUUCAGGCGGUUGGAUUUAUGCCCAAGAGACUGCAAUAUUUAGACACGGAGUUGCCCUUCCUAGUAAUGAGCGCCGAGCAUGCCUCGGACACUACUCAGAUUAAAUCAGCUCGUCAAGUAUUACUCAAUACUCAACCUGCCAAGGCUACCCUACAUCAAGAUGUCAGAGUCUACUACCCAUCCACCAAGGCAGACGAGUUCCACUUCUCAGAAGAUUUUUAUGACCUCCCAUCAGGAGCGCAACAUGAUUCUCAGAAUCCAGAUGCUGUAAGACGAUAUAACUAUGCUAUUAUCCGGAUACGAUUUCCGGACGGAGUACUGUUACAAGGAACAUUUCACGUCAACGAAAAGCUUUCUGACGUGAAGACAUUUACGUCAUUAAUGCUGGAGAAAGAAUGGCAGCCAUUUGUGCUUCGAGACAACACCGGAACCAUCAUGUCUGAAAUGAACUCUACCUUGUCUCAACUGAAACUUGUUCCAGGUACAGUGUUGGACUUUGGUUUCAGUGACACCAUGAAGGCCGAGAUGGCAACAGGUCUCUACUUCUGCCUUCACGGUCCCGUCAAACAGGAGCACCACCUCAAGGCAGCUCUGAUGCGGGCAAUCAAGACGCUAUGAUGAAAUCAAGCAGCCUUAUCCAAUGGGAGACAUUCGGGAUGCUUGGUGGCAGCGGACAUAUCAGGUAAAAUCCAUUGUUCUCGGUAAAGUGCGCACGCUCAUAACUACGCAAACAAUGGAAAUUUACCUGGUAAGUCUGCUGCCUCCUAGCGUUCCAAAGUCUCCUAUUAGAGCAAAAGUAACUUUCAAGAAUCAAGAAUCAAGCUUGAUAUAUUUUUCGACCCUUGGAAGGAUUUUAGGUGUUCAGGUUUGGUGUAGGUGUUUCUUUCCAAACCUUCCACCUCUAAGACCCUAGACUUGUCGACAACUUGUUUAACAUGUCUCUGUUGUGGUGAUAGCAUUCUCAGACUCUCUCCACGAUUCCUGCGACGCUAGUGGUAUUCUCGCGAAACUGCUGAGCCCGCGCGAGUAAGUGCUCUCAGGCUGUGCAGUCUGUUAAUGGACCCUUCCCAUGAAAUAUGUAAAUUGCACAUAGUGCGUGCGCACUUACAUUUUGGUUGCCAAAAUGAGGGAACACCGCGCUGUUUUGUACACGGCUAAUGGCUGCGUGAUGCAGACGCAUUGGGCGUCUGCUUAGUGUACAACUCUAUGGUGUUUACCAACCAAUACAUGCAACAGGAUCUGUACGCAUGUGUGAAUGUAAUUAGCAUAUUUCAUGAAAAGGGUCCAGUGGGAUGUAGUCGGCAACCAGCAGCCAAUACACCCAAAAUCCUUCUCUAUAAUUAAUACUUACAGUGUACAUAGCCACAACUCCAUAAUGUGCAUGCCCAACCUGCAUGGUUUAUGGUUUAAACUGUACCAAAUAUGUUUUGCACAGUCAUCAUCAAGUGUGAUAAGGAGAUUGACUUUACGUGGAGGCUAUACUAAAGGCACUGUACACGUUUCUUGGUAAUUACUCAAAAUAUAUACUAGCAUAAAAUCUUACUUGUUAACGAGCAAC
Molecule: messenger RNA, 2458 nt
Organism: Asterias rubens (European starfish)
Lineage: Eukaryota; Metazoa; Echinodermata; Asteroidea; Forcipulatida; Asteriidae
Product: UBX domain-containing protein 6-like
Exons: 9
Coding region: 439-1518 (359 amino acids)
Cellular component (GO): cytoplasm
Molecular function (GO): protein binding
Source: RefSeq, a predicted model, not a curated record